Molecule: messenger RNA, 1513 nt
Organism: Halichondria panicea
Lineage: Eukaryota; Metazoa; Porifera; Demospongiae; Suberitida; Halichondriidae
Exons: 14
Coding region: 109-1338 (409 amino acids)
Biological process (GO): vesicle-mediated transport
Cellular component (GO): cytosol; endocytic vesicle
Molecular function (GO): guanyl-nucleotide exchange factor activity; small GTPase binding
Source: RefSeq, a predicted model, not a curated record
AGAACUCAAGUACACACACAGUACAGUACAGCAACCCAGACCCAGAGCCCCUCUCCUCCCCCGACCGCAACCCUCGCUAAGAAGAAGUGAGAAGGAUAUAACUUGAAGAUGGACUACGAAUUCUUGAGGAAUGGUCUUGAUGAUCAUAUGGAGUUUCAGAAGCACUGUACUCUGUUCUUAGAGCGGAUGAGACACAGCUCCUCCUUUGAGCUGGUUCAGAGAGUAAAGACGUUUGUCAACCAGUUCUAUGGUACACAGGGAUCUGCAGAGGAGUACUCACACGUGAUUAGAGACUUCGUGGAGGAGACGUCCCUGAGCCUGAGAGACCACCCUCUGUGGCGUGACGAGGGAGAGGAGGAGAUCAAGUGGGCAGUGGAAGGAGUGGAGAAGUUCUUAAUGACCAAGCUGUACAAAGUAACCUUUUUCCUACCAAGCUCAACUGACGAGGAAGAUGAUGAGAAGUUCUUCACUCGAGUAAGAACACUUCAGUUCAUCCAACCAAAACAUCUCGACAUCCCUGACAGACCUCUAAAUAAAAUAGCUUUAGAAAUGGCCACAGAGGAGCUUGCGUAUGCUGACAGUGACAAGAUGAACUCACCAAGGGAAAAAUUGACAUGCAUUCUCAACUGCAUUACAGUCAUCACAAAUCUGUUGAAACAUUACUCACAAGAAAAGGGAACAGGAGCUGAUGAUCUCCUCCCAUACAUCAUAUACACUUUAUUGCUGCUGUCUCCAAAACACAUGUACUCCAACCUGAGAUUCAUCAAUCGCUUUAGGAGAGAGUCAGAAAUGAAGAGUGAAGCAGGUUACUACUUCACACAAAUGGAGAGCGCUGUGAUGUUCAUCAUGGAGGUACAGCAUCGCAACCUGUCUCUCUCCCAGGAAGAGUUUGACAGAGGCAUGAGAAGUUCUGAGGAGCUGAUUCAAUCUGGGCUCGACUUGCCGACCUUUGUCACCUCAUCGGCUCGUCCUAAGAGGCCCCACUCCUCUUCCAUCAGUGCACCUGACACCACCUCCCCGAUGGUGGCUAGACGGGCCAACGUUAUACAAGAGUGGAACAAACUCCAGCGGACACACUCCAAGUCAGGGAAGGAGAAGGGAGAGCCAGCCAAGCAAUGGAACGGCCCCAAACUGUCCGACCAUUCUUUGGAGAGACCCAGGAUGAGCACAGGGAGAGGGGAGACCACUGACCCGGCCACACUCAAGCACUUGGACAAGAAAGUAUUGUCCUCAAGAUUUGAAGACAUGACAGUUGCUGACCUGAGGCAGAUGUUCACUAACUACCAAAUCUUGGUGAAGAAACCAGGACAACACGAAUUAACUGAACCCAUCUCUUGAUGUAACUUUUGUAGUUAUAAGUUGACUUUUUUUUUAUGCUUUACCAUACUGGUUGUGUAUAUAUACUGGUUGUAUACUAGCCUCCUUCACAAGGCCUCAAAUGCGGCCUGGAAUCAAGGCUACUUGUAUACAUGCUGCUCAUGUUGACACUUGCAAUGAAUGUUUGCCAAUUUGG